AUGCCCACCACCGCCGAACAAGAAGCUAUUCAGCAGACAGUGACCGAUCUCUUUAACGGUUACGACUUUGGAAAGCCACCAACAGAAGACACCGAGGUUGUUGGAACUUCACAAGAACAGUCAACUACCUUAGAUCUUGGAAAUAUGAUGGCUACAGAUGAGACAGCAGCCACCUACGCCCUCUUGAACCUCGAUCUCGCUUCACACGCCGCCGAGUUCGCGCGCUACAACUUGCUAUACAUGUACAGCCCCUGGAACCAAACAGAGGCCAGUCCCAACCAGGCCUACUUUUUGCCUCAUGCCAACGGGCUACUACCUACGACUGAUGCUCAAUCCAAAAAACCACCAGCUAAGCGCGAACGAGAUGAGAUCACACCCACCGAGCAGCCCAGCACUGAGCGUUCGCAAAAGCGAACCAAGGCUAUGACUGGAUGUUGA
Molecule: messenger RNA, 438 nt
Organism: Fusarium coffeatum
Lineage: Eukaryota; Fungi; Ascomycota; Sordariomycetes; Hypocreales; Nectriaceae
Exons: 1
Coding region: 1-438 (145 amino acids)
Source: RefSeq, a predicted model, not a curated record